AUGAAAUAUAAUAGUCAAUGUCACUGGUAUCUUAAUAAUUCAAAUUUUGCUUUUAUAGAGCGAUGGAACUCCUGUGGCUUUGAGGGAAUGUUUCAUCAAAUUAAAUCCUGUCCGUUUCUCACCCGCUAUCUUGGUUGCCAUGGAAACAGUCUCUCCAUCGGCUCUUCCAGAUGUUCGCACAGGCACCGAGACAAAGCCUGUGGAACAUAAAAAGAAACCAGCUCUCCCAAAGAGAAGCCGUUUGGCACGGGAGGUUUGUAAAAACAUGAGUUAAUUAAUAAUUUCUAGUACAGAUUUUUUUUAAUUUAUUUAACUGUUCUUUUUGAUUUUUCCUUUAGGCUUCAGUUCCCGCGCGUGUGAUUCCUGCCAGGGGAGUUGAAUGUGUGCCGCCUGAAGACACCGUUAGUGUUUUUCACAUUAACGUUAAAUCUCUAAUUAAUAAUGUGUUUAUUGAAAACAUUUGACAUAGUACCUUUGUUGAUUUUGUGCAAAAUCAGCUUAAUAUGUUUUUUGUGUCAUUUAUUUUCAGGUGGAGCCUGUUCUGCAUUCUGCUGAGGUGUCUGACCAUGCUGGUGUGGGGUGCGUCUGUGCGUUGGAGUUUUCUGCUGGCCAGCGGGUUUGUAUAAUGUGUUCUUCAGUCUCUAUAAAUAAAUAAAAUAUGUUGUCUCAGUGUUGUUCUUUUUAGUCUAUAAUUUUCAUAACAUAAUUACAAUUUUCAAAUUAUUGACAUUUCAAAUGGUGUUGGGAGUUUAUUUUAUUCGUUUAUAGUAACAAUUUGGUAUCUUUCCUGUUGUGAAUACUGAUUAAUGGAUCAGAGGAGGUGGUAUUUUACUGUAAAUGAGUGGUUCAGAGCACAAACAAUGGUUUUAGCUCCUCUGCUAGUAUGGAUGUCACAGCCAAGAGUUACAGACUGUAGAAUUUCCAAAUGUUUCUUGAAAGGUUUUUUGACAAUUCUCUUAGUAACACCAUUGUAGUUUUAACAUUAAUAAUUUAAAAGGAAUUUAAAUAGAACCUACUUUAAUUUUUUUUAUAAAAACAAUUGCAGAAAGCAGUAAAAAUAAAUUUCUCUACAGCACGCUCUGAUGGUUUCACAGAAAAUAUAGCAGGCUACUUAAUGGGAAUCCACAAUUAUGCAAAAGAACAAGUUCAAAAUGAAUUUACUUAAUUUUUAACAUUUAGUGUAACAAUUCAGAGCAAAAAUAAUUUGGUUUGUUUUUCUCCUGGCAUGGAUAUUUAUAGUGAAAGUAACAUUGAAUUCAGCAUCCUUUGAGUAACUUAUACAAAAGGAACUCUAGUGGGGUAGCAUGUGUAAUGUUGCUAAAUGAGUUUCAGUAUUAUAAAAAAUCUCAUAUUAGAUUUGUAAUAUAUUUGGAAGAGAACCAGACUGCUUACAAAAUGAGGAUGUAGAAAUGUCAUGUUUUUCCACAUUUUCACUCUAGAUGCCUGAGAUGGGUGAUUUACAGCGCACAAAUACUCCACCCAAAGGUCAGGCUGCUAACCCUGUUGUUUGCAGGUGCUCAGAGGGCUUUCCACCGUCUCUUAUCCCAGGCACAUAUAUUGGUAGUUAUCAGUCUAGCUCUGAUGCCAUGAUGUCAUGUUGUAUUACAGCAGCCAUAAAACACCACAUUUCUCCCAUUUGUACCUGGAAGACUGCAAAUGUAGAUGAAGUCCGUGUACAAGGUCAGAAGUUGGCAGGAUAUAUUGUGCGAAAAAGAUCAGACAGAGGUCCAAAACCAGAGUUGUGCAAGUUGGUUAAAGAUCAGACCAUUUUUGGUAGAAAUUGGGAUGUACGAACUGGAAAUACGGUCCGUGGUACAUUUGAUCUCAACCAGGAGGGGGAACUGUAUGAGCGGUUGCAAAUGUAUUUACUGAGAAACGGAAUGUGCAUCUUUGCCCUGCCUGAUACAACCACCUUGGUCAUCCAGCAUGGAGAGUACUUUGCUCUUGUGGAUUUUGGGACACGGAAUUCAGAGGGUUUAGCGUCACAAUCUGGUACGCCCGUCGUCGUAUUUAACACGUGUUUAAAUGAUUUAAUGGUUCACUUGAACAAACUUAGGGAAUCAUUAAAUGCAACCGAGUAUAAACUCUGCGGCAUUUCUGUCGAAGAAAUGUCCAGUAAUACGGACACAUCCGGAGCACUGACUGAGGACACGCAUGCCACAGAUGCAAGCCAAGCUUUCAGUAGCCAUGUUGCAUCAGUCAGUGGGUCAUUUCAUCAGGGCGAUCCUCGUUUUACAUAUGGUGGACUACAGUGUGCAGCCAUUAGUAUUGUUGCUUUAACAAAGCACAAACUGAAAAGCAUUUGUUCGUGGAAUGGUGACAUAUUGGACAAUGUAGUGACUGUAGGUGAUGAGCUGUACACAUCUUUGCAUGACAGCAAUUUAAUCAGUAGUGGACAUGAGCUUCUUUCUAUUCCAGACUUGCCUAAAAAUAUUCAUGUUGAUGGACAGCAUUUUGAAUGUUUUUAUGGAGAUUAUGUUUCUGGAGAUGUUGAUAUAGUGGAAGGACAGUUAAUCGAGGAGGGUGUGCUUACUACUCUCUGGGAUGGAUUGAGGAAGAUCUGUGGUAAGUAUGAAACCUGCUUUAUGACACUUUGUGGAAGUACCUGCGCCCUCAUCCGACAUAAUCGACGUUUUGCUCUUGUAGACUCUCAUGCAAGAAACCAACACGGGAUGAUGGAUGCAAAUGGAAAGAGCGUUCUUCUCCACUUUAAUUCUCUUGAUGAUGUCUUUGCACAUCUUACAAUGUUUUCUGGUGAACUGAAUCUCUGUCCCAGGCGAUUUGAGAUCAGUGGAGUUGAAAUAGUUCACAUUGACUCAAGUAGCAGCACAUGUAAAGAUGUAGCUGCUGUGCCAAGUAGCAGUGCUCCUUUUGAACAGAGCAAUGUUGAUAUGCAGGAUGAUUCUUAUGGAGAACAUCCAUUUGAUCUUCAAACAUCAAACAGGGAUGAUAGUGAUGAUGAUGUGGUUGUUACUCAUGUGCAAAAUAAGGAAUUGUAUUUUAACCCUCUCUCAGAAGACAUUGCACGGUCACUUUGUGGAAAGUUGAAUGUUGAGUUUGAACGGGCAAAUUAUAAAUCUUGUAUGGUUGGUGAACUCGGUCUACCAUGUGCGACAGAAAACAUCGUGGGCGAUGGAAACUGCUUUUUUAGAGCACUUAGUCAAGCCAUCAGUGGAAAUCAGAAAUCUCAUCGUAAAAUUAGGCUUGCUGUUGUAAAUCAGUUACAAAGAAAUUCUCACUUGUAUGAUAGUAUUUUGAGAAGUGAGUAUUCCUCCAUCUCACAAUAUAUUGCCAUUUCUAGAAUGAAUUAUGUUGGUGCGUGGGCGACUGAAUUGGAAAUUCAAGCUGCAGCUGAUUAUUUUGGUGUAAAUAUUUUCACAUUUUUCAAUGAUAAAUGGCUUGAAUACAGUUCUCAGAGCAGUUUCUCUAAUCACGGUAUGUAUUUGCAAAACAUUAGUGGAAAUCAUUAUGAGACGGUUGUUUGUGUUAAGCUGCCUAACUCACAAACAUGUUAUAAUUAUUGCAUGAAUACAGUUUUUUCAGGGGGACAUAAAACUCGGCCAUCUACAACAGAACCAAAAACUGCGCAGAUAAUGACGGUGAAAACUGAGAGUUCCAUUGAAGACGAGUCUGUCGGUAUUUUACAAGAUAACGAAAAUACUUUACUGUUUACUCCCCUUUCUGAACUUAAUGCUAAAACUCUUUGUAACAACUUAAAAAUCGACUUUGAAGAACAUAGUUUCCAAAAAGUAAUUUUGCGUGGUCCUUUGGGAAAUGUGUGUAAGAUUAAAAAUAUUGUAAAUGACGGUAACAGUUUUUUCAGAGCUGUAGCCUAUGCACUUAGUGGUUCUGAGAAAAAUCACCGUAAAAUUAGACUUGCUGUUGUUUCACACAUGACCAAUAAUAGAGAAGAAUGCGAAAAAUUGUUAACUAAAGAUUUUGCUUCUGUGACAAAAUACGUUAACCAGUCACAGAUUAAGUAUGUGGGUCACUGUGCUACGGAAAUUGAGUUUAAAUCUGCCGCUAAUAUGUUAGGAUUGGAUAUAUAUGUAUUUAACAGCACACAGUGGACCAAAUAUAAUUCAAACAGUAGACAUUUGACCAAUGAAGCUAUAUAUUUGCAGAACUGUGACAAUCAUUUUGAUGCCGUUAUUUGUGCAAAGCAGGGUGAUAAAGACUCUUGCUUUGAAUUUUGUGAAGAUAAUUUGUCGUUAAAGACACAACCCAUCCGUACAAGGUCUUCACAAGGUCAGGAAAAUGCAAAGCAAACUGUUUUAAGCGGUAAAGCUAAUCCCAGGUUUUCGAUGUAUUUAAGACAAAAAAAGAAUCAGAGACAAGUUCUUAAAUAUAGAACUCAAAUGAUACAUAGGCAAAAAUUGAAAUCUAAUCAAAAGAAAUUGUAUAAGAAAAAUUUGCUAUAUAAGGAACGAAAAAAAAAUUGGAGGAGAAAUAAAUAUCGUAAAGAUGAAACUUACCAAGUAAAGAUUAAGCAAAUGAGCAUAGCUAAAUAUAAUGAUGACGAAUGUCAUAGAGAAAAAGUUAAGCAAAUGAGCAUAGCUAAAUAUAAUGACGACGAAUGUCAUAGAGAAAAAGUUAAGCAAAUAAGCAUUACAAAAUAUAAUGAAGAUGAAUAUCACAGAGAAAAAGUUAAACAGUUAAGUAGAAAACAAUAUCUUAAUCCACAACAUAAGAGAAACAUAAUAUCAAAUGUAGAGCUAAAAAGACGGGAGAUUAAAACAAAGUCAAAAGAGUUUGAUUUUGUUGUUCAGCAAUUUUUGGACAAAGUAAAAGAGGGGCCCAAUUUUGUGUGUUGCGUGUGCUUUCGGUUGUUAUUUAAACAUCAGGUUUUGAAUUGUUGUAAAGAGUCCUACAGGAAAACUAAAGCAAAGUCCUUCAUUGCAGAUAAAUGUAUAAGUGAUGAUUAUGUGCAUAGAUGUAGCAACAUGUGCAUAUCGCCAUGUAAUCUCAAAACCUGUCGAAAUAAGUUAUAUAUCUGCUAUUGUUGUCAUCAUAAAAUUAAUAGAGGUGAAAUGCCCCCAGAAAGUUCAUGUAAUAAUUUAACACUUGAUCCCAUCCCACCUCAGUUGGCAUGCUUGAAUACUUUAGAACAACAUUUAAUAGCUUUGCAUAUACCAUUUAUGAAGAUGUUAGCGUUGCCAAAAGGUGGGCAAAAUGGAGUUCAUGGUCCUGUUACUUGUGUCCCUGCAAAUAUUGUUGAAACAUGCAGUUUGCUACCUCGUAGUAAUAUGGAGGGAUCUUUGUUACCUGUUAAGUUAAAGCGGAAAUUGACAUACAAAGGUCAUUAUGAUUACCAGUAUGUUGACACAAUGCAUGUCCAAGAAGCUCUUUGGUACUUGAAACAUUGUAACUUCUUUUAUAAAGAUGUAGAGUUCAAUGAAUCUUGGAUCAAUGAGUUUUCUCUGGAAGAUAACGGUUUGAUUCAAAAGAAUGAUGGUUGUAAAGAAGAUCAAGACAUGUCAAUAGAUGAUAAUGAUGAUGACCUUUUACAUGACAGACAGACGCACUGUAUGUUCCAGGACACUUGUCUCAUGCCGGUCGAUAUUGGACAAGAAGCCUUGGAUGUAUAUGUUGAUAAUGUUUUGAAUGUAGCGCCAGGUGAAAAUAAUAACCCUAUAAAACUUCUUUCUGAUUCUACCAAUGAAGCAAAAUGUUUCCCUGUAUUGUUCCCAUCAGGUUUAAACACAUACCAUGAGAAGCGACAAUAUCGUUUGACUUUGAGUCGUUAUUUUAAUAAUAGACUUCUUCAUGCUGAUGGUAGAUUUGCGCGUAAUGUCGAAUAUAUAUUCUUUGCACAGUACAUGUCAGAACUGGAACAGGUUGUUUCUAAAGUGUCAAUAGCUUUACGUAAAGGCACAAGUUGUACAUCUCAAAAUAUGACUGAGGUUUUGAAGGAUGAAAACUCUUUAAAUAAGUUGUUGGAAUUUGAUGAAGGAUAUCGCUUCUUGAAACCCAUUCGAGGCACACCUGCUUUCUGGCAGUCCGCUCAACGCGACUUGCUAGCUUGUGUUAGAAUGUUGGGAAAACCCACAUGGUUUGCCUCAUUUUCGUCUGCUGAUAUGAGAUGGAAAAAUCUACUUUAUAGCAUUUUAAAGCAGGAAGGACGAACGCAGACUUUGGAACAGUUGCAGUGGGCAGAUAAGUGUGAACUGCUGCGUCGAAACCCUGUUACUGCUGCCAGAAUGUUUGAUUUUAGAUGGCAUGUUUUUGUAAAAGAAGUUUUAAUGUCUCCUGCAAAUCCGAUUGGAAAAAUUGAAGAUUACUAUUAUCGUGUAGAAUUUCAGCAGCGUGGUUCUCCCCAUUGUCAUUGUCUUUUUUGGAUUUCUGGGGCUCCAGUUUUGGAUAAGAAUACGGAUGAAGAGGUUAUUGCAUUUAUUGACAAAUAUGUGACAUGUGAAAUUCCAUUGGAAGAAGACUCGUUGUUUGAAGUAGUCUCAUCUGUACAGCAGCAUUCAAAACGACAUUCAAAAACUUGUAAAAAGAAAAAAACUGUCUGUCGUUUUAAUUUCCCACGGCCUGCAUCUUGCCGAACCUUUAUUUGUCGCGGUGAGAAAUAUCAUGAUCCAGUAAAGACUUGCAAAUGUAAUUUGGAUAAAAUUGAUGAUAAAGUAGAUUGUUUAUGUCUUGGUAAGGACAAGAAAAGUUGGGAACAAAUAGAGAGAGAUAGAGCAACUGAUAUUUUAACAAAUGUCAAGAAUGCCAUCUCGGAUGAGAACUGUCCAUAUAGUACAGUUGAAGCAAUGUUUCAAGCUUUGGGGAUAAGUCAAGAUUUAUUUGAAAUGGCAUAUAAGCGAUCCAGUAGGAAUACUAAUGUUGUGUUGAAAAGACAAAUUAAUGAACUCUGGAUUAAUCAAUAUAGCAGGCCGCUGUUAAAAGCUUGGAAUGCAAAUAUUGAUAUCCAGUAUUGCGUUGAUGCUUAUGCUUGUUGUGUUUAUAUAGUGUCUUACAUGUCCAAAAGUGAGCGUGAAAUUGGCCUUCUGUUGGGAAAUGCACAAAGAGAAGCAGCCAAAGAUGGAAAUGUUAGUGCUAAAGACGCUUUAAAGAAACUUGGUAGCGUGUAUUUACAUAAUCGGGAUGUUUGUGCACAGGAAGCCGUGUACCGACUAACUAACAUGCAUUUAAAGGAGUGUUCUCGGAAAGUUGUUUUUGUUCCUACAGGCGAUAAUAUCACUAAAAUGAGUUUACCGAUUUCUAUUUUGAGAGAAAAAGCUGCAUCACAGGAUCUCACUCCAGAAGACAUGUUUAUGACCGGUAUAGUUGACCGCUAUAAGAAUAGGCCGAAUGAUGAUGUCUUUAGUGAUAUGUGCCUGGCUAAGUUUGUUUCAGAGUAUCGUGUUUUGUACAAAAAUGAGAAAUGUAGAAAUGCAGUAAAGUUGAAUAAGGAUUUUGGGUUUGUUGCCAAAAGAACUCGGACAAAACCAGCAGUUGUUCGAUAUGCACGUUUCUCUGAAACAAAACAGCCAGAAAAGUUUUAUCAAAGCAUAAUGCAGCUAUUUCUGCCUUAUCGCUUUGAUAUUGAACUUAAACCUGCACGUUUUGAAACCUAUGGUGACUUUUACAUGACUGGUGUGAUUGGAUUUGUUGAUGGAACAAAACAUUCUGUAAAGUUUGUAGUAGAUUUAAAUAGGAGUGAAUUUGAGUUGGAAUCUGAUCAUUUUGAAGCUGUGGACAAUGUUACUGCUGAUGCAAUGUUGGAGGAUGGAUGGGCUGAGUUGUGUUCAGAGGUUGAAUUGGAACGCUUGGAGUGUGUUGAAUUACGAAAAGAAACACCAAUAGAAAAUGAAGCUCAGGAACAUAUUCCUGAUUUAAGUUCUAACUGUAAAGAAAUUUCAGUAUUUGAGAAAAAACAAAUUAGUAGAUCUGAAGGCCUUACAUUGAUCAGAUCUUUGAAUGAAAAACAGUUUUCUGUUUUUUAUCAAAUCCGGCAGUGGUGUUUAGACAAAGUUAAUGGAAAAAAUCCAGAACCACUGCACAUAUUUGUAACCGGUGGAGCUGGUACUGGGAAAAGUCAUCUAAUCAAAGCAAUUGAAUAUGAAUCAAAACGGUUAUUGUCCACUAUUUGUAAGUUUCCUGAUAACAUAUGCGUCUUACUCACAGCUCCCACAGGCAUUGCGGCGUAUAAUUUAGAAGCGACAACAAUCCAUACAACUUUUUCCAUUGGAAAGGAUGUACGGCUCCCCUAUACUCCUUUGGGUGAAGAUAAAAUAAAUUCAUUGCGUGUGAAAUAUUGUGAUCUGCAGCUUCUUAUUAUAGAUGAAAUAUCAAUGGUUGAUCACAACCUGUUAUCAUAUGUUAACGGUCGUUUGCGUCAGAUUAAACAAACCACAAACGUAUAUGGGGGCAUCAGUGUAAUUACUGUAGGUGAUAUGAACCAGCUCCCUCCCGUUAAAGGGAAGCCGAUAUACUCUGAGGGUGUUGCCACAAAUAUAUGGUCAGAGUUAUUUCAAAUUAUAGAAUUAACAGAAAUUGUUAGGCAAAAAGAUGCUGUGUUUUCUCAACUGCUUAACAGGAUGAGAACUCGUUCCAAAAGCACACCAAUGCUGGCCGAUGAUAUCAAAAUUUUAAAAAGUUGUGAAACGGGUGAGGUUAGCUCAGCCUUGCAUAUCUUUGCGACUAAUAACCAAGUAAAUGAGCACAAUUUUAAUCAUUUAUGUCAUACUUGUCCUGAUUUUUUAAGGAUUCGGGCACAAGAUUAUGCAAAUGAUAAAAAAACAGGAAAACUUCGGUUGUUAGAAGGGAGUCAUUCCAAAGCUUCAAACACUUCUUUAUCAGAAGUGUUGUUGUUGGGUAAAGGUGCACGUGUUAUGCUGUGUAAAAACGUUGACAUUAGCGAUGGUCUUGUUAAUGGUGUUGUUGGGACUGUUACAGAAAUAUUAAUACCUGAAAAGGACAAGUUUCCUAAAUUUGUCUAUGUUAAAUUUGAUGAUGAUCGUGUAGGCAUGAAAAAGAGGAAGAGCUGUCUCAACUCAUCAUCAGAUUUAGCAGAAUCCACACCGAUUGAACCUGAGGAAGAGCGCGCAACUUUGAAGGGUGGACUCAGGAGACAGUUCCCACUUAAGUUAGCAUGGGCGUGUACUGUACAUAAAGUUCAAGGAUUAACUGUUGAUGAAGCUGUGGUGUCUUUUAGUAAAAUAUUUUCACCGGGACAAGCUUAUGUUGCUGUAAGUCGCGUUAGAAGUCUUUUAGGUUUGACGAUUCAAGAUUUUGAUGAAAAAAAGAUAUAUUGUAAGGAUGACAUUGCUGUUGCUCUUCAGAGUAUGACGCCUCUUUCGAGUGGAUCUUUUCAGUUGGAUCGAUUUAACACAUCUCUUUUUACUGUAUUCUUGAUAAAUGUUCAAAGUUUAAAUCGGCAUGUAAAAGAUUUGGCCUGCUUUACAGAAAAGUGGAAACCUAAAUGCGUUGCUGUCACAGAAACAUGGUUGUCUUCAACCCAAACGGAUACAGUAAUGAUAGAUGGUUAUAGUUUUUCCAACCGACCACGAAAUUUAUCGUAUACCAGAAGGCAUCCAGAAUUGAUUGCGUUGCAAGACCAACAACAUGGUGGUGUUGGCAUCUAUUCUGCUCAUGAUUUGGACUUUGAAAUUUUACAACAACCAGAGCUUAAUUUGGAAUGUUUGGUCUAUCGGUUUUGUAGUUUUAACAUGGUCCUUGGGGUAAUUUACCGACCACCAUUAUAUCCUUUGUCACUAUUUAAGAAAAAUUUAGGAAAGUUAUUGGAUUGGCUUGAGACACAAAAUGACACGAUAGCACUGAUUGGAGAUUUUAAUGAUGAUAUUUUUAAGUCAUCAAGUAUAUCAAAAUUUGUUUCUGAUAAAGGAUACCUACAAAUGGUUGAAGAAGCAACCACUGAAAAAGGCACUUUGAUAGAUCAUGUUUAUAUUAAAUCUCAGAUAUAUGAAGUUGAGGCAGUAGUUGUGCCAACAUAUUUCAGUGAUCAUGAGGGCAUAAUGUGUGGUUUUAAAUUGUAAUCAUUUUAAUAAUCUGGGGGUUUAAUGUGUGGUUUUAAGCUGCUUUAAUCAUGUGACAUUAUGAACAUUAAAAAAGGUUUUCUUUGCUU
This is a messenger RNA of Poecilia latipinna (sailfin molly), 10075 nucleotides long. RefSeq lists its product as uncharacterized. Gene Ontology annotation, molecular function: DNA helicase activity; ATP hydrolysis activity. The coding region runs from base 1440 to 9986 and encodes 2848 amino acids. The record is from RefSeq and is a predicted model, not a curated record. Lineage: Eukaryota; Metazoa; Chordata; Actinopteri; Cyprinodontiformes; Poeciliidae. Gene Ontology annotation, biological process: telomere maintenance; DNA repair. The transcript is spliced from 2 exons.